This is a messenger RNA of Paraphaeosphaeria sporulosa, 1738 nucleotides long. RefSeq lists its product as uncharacterized. The record is from RefSeq and is a predicted model, not a curated record. The transcript has a single exon. Lineage: Eukaryota; Fungi; Ascomycota; Dothideomycetes; Pleosporales; Didymosphaeriaceae. Bases 221 to 1603 code for a protein of 460 amino acids.
UUCGGUGCUGCCGUACGCACUUUAGGAACCUUCUUCGAACACGCUACUAAUCUAGACCUUGCAUAGUAUCCGCGGCCCCUGGCUUGUUCAAGACAUGAUCACAAAUAAAGAAUGGGUGCCGUUCCUGUGCCGCGAAAAUCAGGCCAUUUCUUUUCCACCUGCUUGGCCGAGCGACCAGAAACUGUCUCUACUACAAUAAAUCCCCCACAAUCCAGCAGACAUGCCAUUGACUUGGAAGGAGACACGACCGGGGCGAUGGGAGCGCCCGCAGUCAUGCUUGGAGAAGGUCAACCUUCUGAACCGAAACGUCGACAAAGCGCUUGACCGAGAUAAUUGGGCCAAAACCGCUGUUGCUAAAGUCGAAUUUGACCCCAAGCUCGGAGAUCCGGUGCAGGCCUUGAAGACAGCUUGGAAGCAAGUGCGGUACAACUAUCCCGAAGUCGCGGCUUUCCCCUAUAAUGGAACGUAUAUGUAUCGAAUCGGAAACCCAGAGCAGAUACAGCUAUGGGUAUCGGCAACCUUUGUCGUAGAGCACAACACCACCAUCGAUGAGCUUUUCGGCCACCUUCCCAGGAAUGAACAGAUGAUGUGCUAUUAUCUUCCCGACACCUCAGAGAUACUCGUCCGUUCGCCACACUACCGACUUGACGCUCGGGGGGCCAUCUUCAUCCUCAACUAUCUCAUUAAAUCAUUGGCCAACCCAGACCCCGUCCUCAUCUUCGGUGGCUGCGCGGGAAAUCUUUCUCCAAGUAUCGAUGAUGCGCUCAAUAUACCUUUUGAGUACACUCCGAAGAUUGAGGAAGCCGCCACAAGACGAAUGGCCUCAUUAAAUGCGCACAAUCCUCUCAUUGAGCUUACGCCCAAUGCUAAACCAAAUCGUGCGGGUGCGACAAGGCGCCGCUUUCUAAAAUUCAGCGAGGCCGAAACCAAGUCAAUCACGAAGGGAGCUAAGUCGGCGGGCAUGGACUACACCGCUGCGAUGCAUGCAGCUGUAAUUGCUGCUGUCGUGCGACUUGCACCGCCCACAGAGGUUCAAAGCUACAUGGCUUCGUUCCACUGCGAUCUUCGCUACCUCAUUCCGAAAUCAAGCAAGACUAAGGCUGCUCCGAUAGUGUGCACCGAUGCGAUAACCACGGAGAUUGAGGUUUCCCCUUCAACAAACCUGAAAUCGUAUUACAACCAACUCGCGCCGGUAUACGCUAAUGGAUACGCACCCUACCUCGAGUCCAGCGCCUGUUUCCACGACAAGCUGGCAAAAGAGAAGUACGCUGACGGCAAGGGAUACGAAUCGACCGAUGGCCAAGCACAGCCUCGUCUAGGGCCCUUAGGUAUCAUCGACGACCAGCUCACCAAACACGUCAAAGGUGUAGUGCGUGUGAAGGAUUUCUGGCUGGGAGGCGAGACGCUCACCAAACGGAAGAUGGUGCACAACUGGAUCUGGGAGGACCAGAUGACGUUUAGCUGCUGCUACAACGAGAAAUACUGGGAUGACCAGUUUGUGGAACUUUUUCUGCAGACGAUUAAGAGUGUGUUGAUGGAGGAGGUGGCUAAGACGUCAUCAUCCAGCUUGUCUAGCAAGCUGAAGGGCAUGAUGCUGAAGUGAAACACCGUCUUUGUGAGGUUCGGCGGAGUUUGGAUGUUUGAAGGCGCAACAUAUACCACUGUCUUUUGGGGCGGUAUUCUGGCAUUGCUUCGGCGUCUAUAAUCACAACGUAUAUGAAUCAAUUACUUCUACGCC